This is a messenger RNA of Pieris napi, 7346 nucleotides long. RefSeq names its product transcriptional repressor scratch 2-like. The record is from RefSeq and is a predicted model, not a curated record. The coding region runs from base 294 to 1529 and encodes 411 amino acids. NCBI's taxonomy places the organism in Eukaryota, Metazoa, Arthropoda, Insecta, Lepidoptera, Pieridae. Gene Ontology annotation, biological process: regulation of transcription by RNA polymerase II. Gene Ontology annotation, molecular function: RNA polymerase II cis-regulatory region sequence-specific DNA binding; DNA-binding transcription factor activity. The transcript is spliced from 2 exons.
UUGCUCCGCAAGUGGCGCUGCAAGUUGUCGGCGGGUAAAGUUUGUGCGGCAUAGUGCGAGCCACCCGCCACCCGACACCCGCCACCCAUACCGAUCGAAGGCGCGGCGCGCGCACCACCCCAUGCUCAAUAUAUAUCACGUAUCGUACGGUCGACCCUCACAACGCAAGAAGAACGCGUGCGAACGCCUAUAACGCCGCUCGCCUGGGGCGCCGCUCUCUCUCUUUCUCUCUUUUUCUCUGUUCGUCUGUUUCUCGCUGAUGCGGUCGCGCUGAGGCCGAUGCAGGCUCCGCCAUGCCGCGCUGCCUCAUGGCCAAGAAGUGGAAGGUGGCUCCGGCGGGGGAACUGGUUGAGUCUGAUGAGGAGAUCGACGUGGUCGGCGAGGGGCGCGGCCGGAGCCCCGCACCCGCCGCCACCGCGCCGGGCCCUUCACCUCGCGAUCCAGAACCGACGCUACUCUACAACGGUUACACAGAGGAGCAGCCUUCCACACAGUUCACCGCACAGCUUCCAAGCGAGGUGAGCCCGGCUCCCCCCGGCCCAUCUCAGCCGGCGUCUCAGCCUCUCUCCUACGCUCUUCUACAAAUCUCGACCUCCGACACGACCGAAACUCCUUUCAUUCAGGUACAUCUCCAAUCUUCACCUGUCUCCCCUCCUCCGCCACCGGCGAGCGGCAAAUCUUCAUCGUUGUGCUACACGAGCAGCGGCACCCUACUUUCACUUCCACCUAAAAAGAAGGACAUCUAUCGACCCUACUGCUUAGGAGAUCGUGCCUAUUUACAACGCCCGGAGGAAGAUCUCAACGCAGCCCAUGCUAUCCUUGAUCUUAGUCAACAUGCAGUUUUCCUUACCACGCCGCCGCGCACUGAGCCCUCGCCUCCUGAACUUCCCCCACCGCCCCCGGAACCAGAACCAGAACCUUCACAAGAACAAUCAGAACGCCCUCGAGAAACAGUUGCCUAUACAUAUGAUGCUUUCUUCGUCAGUGAUGGUCGGUCUAAGCGACGAAAUUUUGCAAAUGCUCCAGUGGAAAGUGCACAACAACCGACCGACCAUAAAUCUAAAUAUACAUGCAGUGAAUGCGGUAAACGUUACGCCACUUCUUCAAAUCUCUCGCGACAUAAACAAACCCACCGCAGUCUCGAUUCUGUUGCGGCAAAGCGGUGUGGAGAAUGCGGCAAGGCAUACGUGUCUAUGCCCGCUCUGGCUAUGCAUGUGUUGACACAUCAGCUAUCACACGUGUGUGGCGUUUGCGGCAAGUUAUUCUCCCGGCCGUGGUUACUACAGGGUCACUUGCGUUCUCACACUGGCGAAAAACCUUAUGGAUGUGCCCAUUGCGGGAAAGCAUUUGCAGAUAGAUCCAAUUUGCGUGCUCACAUGCAGACUCACUCCUCUGAUAAAAACUUCGAAUGUUCUCGAUGCCAUAAAACCUUUGCACUCAAAAGCUACCUCAAUAAACACCAAGAAUCAGCCUGUGUUCGUGAUGAUGACUCACCGUCGCCUGAUGCCCCCGCCUCUACGACAGAAUAGGCCGGUAUUGCUAUAGUAACUAGGGACCGUCAUACCACCAUUUUGGUUUACUCGUUAACGUAAAGUAUUAAUAUGAAUUUAGUUCAUUAGCAUAAAGUAAUAUAAUAAAUUAAUAUUAAAUAGGCCUCUAAACCGGUACGUCCUAAAGGCGACCGGUCCACGAGUGCCGCAAUCGAGCAACGUUUCGCAAACAACGAAUAACGUACGACCCCGUAGUGCCGCAAGCGUGGCAUUAGCCUGCAGCGACAGACGUCCUGUUAAAGAUUAACAUAAACAUGUACAUAUACUUGUCGAUAAAUAUACCCGUAUAUACAUAGAAAUAAUGAAUACGAAUGAAAUUAAUAUCUUUUGUAGGUGAUUUUUACAACCGGAACGUAGGUUAGAGAGUAUCACGGUGUAAGUUUAUUAUGGGGGUGCGCGUAAGCUCGUCUGUGGAUGGAGACGGAGCACCUGGGUGCGCCACGUCGCGUCGGUGAGGAACUUACCGAAUCUUUCCGUCCGAAGCUCCGCAAACGUCGCCGCGUCCGCCCGUGUCGAUGACACAGCGCCAGCUGGCUCGAUCACUCGAACCGUCCAAACUUUACGAUUUUACGAGAACUGCACUCAUAUCUGAUUUUAGUUGUUAUUUACAGACACAGCUUAGCACAGCUAGCAAAAAAUACUGAAACGUAAUGAAGAAUAAAUAAAUCUCCGAAUAUAUUAAGAUUAAUUUAAGAGUGGUCAGAAAUCUUGCGUAGUCUCGUAGCGUUGCCGUAGAAUCGUAGAUGGUUGGAUGGAGAUAUGUUUCUAGCUUGGCCUGUAGACUAUGGCCGCGUCGACCGCCCCGUCACAGUGCCUUAUCGGCGACCACGCGCCGAACCCGUCCCGCCAUCGUUGCCCUUCAAGCCCCGGUGCCUCAUUCGAAUUUUACUCGAAAGGAUAUAAUUUUAAGGGAAUGUUUCAUGAAAGGGACUACAAACAUAAUACGUUUUUCUUAGAUAAGCAAUUCAGAAAAUAGCAGAAAAGAAUCCGUUUUACUAUCGCUCAUUGAUUCAAAAGAAAAUAAACAUUAAAUCAAAAAUAGGAACGAGUUAAUAAAUGAUGGGAAAUACGUAUCGGGCGAGUGGCGGGCGCAUUAAGCGACGUCGUUAUUAGGGACGGGCAGCGCCGCAUUACGCAGUGAGCAGCCUUUAGAUUGAGAGUGUGUUAUAGCAAGAAGUAAAGUGUAACUGGCAAUAACAUAACUUAGAUUAUAAUAGAUAUAGACUAGGUUAAGAGACGGGCACGAGGUGCUCGGUGAGAAAUGGGUAUUCGAAAAGCAAUAAUAAUGUAGGCACUAAAUAAGUCGCGCACCGCAGUCAAUCGACGCAGCAGACUUUAUUCUAAUCCUGUAGCAAUCUGUAGCUGUCGUAGACGGAGUAUAGCGUCGGCCUCAUGGUGCAUCUCCUAUACGUCACUGCGUUUCUAAGCGACCAAUUUGCAAAAAAGACUAUUAGUGGUAUGCACAUAGAUUAAUCGAAGUAGAUUAGGUCGUAAAAAGGAUCAUCCGCGAGGCCGCCGCUUUAAAAUUCCUAUCAUUAUAAUAUUUAGGUAGUGCCUCGCAUGUCAAUUUGUUCUUAAUGAAUUUCUUUAAUCCUGUCAAUUAUGAGAUUGUCUCGGUAAAAUUACUAUGUUUACACCCUUCGGAUCAAAACCGUCAAUUCCUCCUUUUAUUCUAAUUUCUAUAUUUGAAAAUAAAUUUUAGGUGUUGUUAUUGGAUGGUUAAGUGGUUUUUAAAAAAUAUUUUUUUGUUGCUUAAAAAUAAAUACUGCUAUCGACCUUUAUUAUUCUAAAACCGACUUAUUUUGGAAAACAUUGAAGCUCUAACGCAGUCAAUUUACUCAGCUAAAAUGGUUUAACAACAAAACUUCGUCAUUAAUAUUCGCAUUAAGUUCAGUUACUCCUAUAGAUAAACAUAAUUAGCUAUUAAACAAAGGUUGCGCGUAAUAAGCAAUAUAUUGUAAAUCGAUAAGCAAUAUUAGGUUAGAAUAUAUGUAGUUCAUAAAAUGUAAGUCAUACAUGAUAUACAUAUAUAUUGUUCAUAUUAAGUAGUUUUCUAGACGUUUUUGGUGCUUUGGAGUACAGUAUUGAACGAAUCUUACAUCGAAUUUUAAAAUAAUUCAGGAUUCAAGAAUUGUGAUAUUCUGUUUGAAAUUUUAUUUUACAAUACGUUAUUAUAGGUUAUAAGUUUUAUAACUCUUUUCUCAUCUCUCGAAUUUUUUGCUUUCAUUGUUAUAAUUGUCUGAGUGUGUACUCCUAUGCGUUUUCUCUUAAUUUAACGUUAUAGAACUAGGCUACUACAUUUUUUAGCAUAAAGCAAUUUUAUCGCUUUCAAAAAUGAAUCAAAAACGAGAAAAUAUUUUGUUCAAAUAUUUAUACUAACGUUAUUGUAGUUGUAGUUAUUUUAUAAUAAGCGAUCGUUUAAACAAAUCUAACAUAGUGAAGGUAAAGUAAUAUAUACAAAACAUAUACUAAUAUUUAAAUGUAAAUAUUUCCAUAUGUACCAAAUUACCUUCUUUACAAUUUUUGUAGGUGUAGGUGUCAAAUAUUUGGAAUAAUAUAUUUAUGUAGUAAAUGUAGAUACUUGUAAGGUUGAGCGACUUAAAAUUUUCUGCAACUGCAAAAUGAUAAUGCACACACAAUUUAAAUUUUAUUCUAACGCUUUACAUUUACGAUUAGAUUUUAUUAAAUCUAAGUUUCUUUAAGUAGUAUAUAAACUACAUAGAUCCCAUUUCAAAUUUUUUUUUAUUUUAAAAACUUAGUAAUAAAAAGCCAUAUCUUAGCAUCGCCCGAGUGGCUCUGGCUAUUUUAUAAUGCUUCACAGAAUAUCGAUUAUUUUAUAUUGACGAUAGAAAUACACAUCGAAGCUACGUCAGAUUUUUAUGGUCUAUAUAUAGCUAUACAAUGUAUGCAACGAAAAAUAUUAUGUUCAGUAUAACUACGCCGUGAUAACAGUGUUCUCGUUCUUAUAAAUGCAUUUAAGUGAUACUAUACACUGUCCAAAAGUAAUAAACAAGCAAUAAAUAUCGAAAGCAAUGAAAAAGAAAACGAAUAGGCUAAGGUAACUGUAAGCAAUAUAAGCAAUAAUAAGCAAUAUUUUAACAAAACGAAAAGCAAUAUUGACUAGUGUAACUUAAGUUUAGGGAGAGUGAUACAAUUAACUCAUGCAUGCAAACUUGUUGCCAUAUAAUUAGACUGCAACCAGUGAUACCCGUAGUGUUGUGUACGUCAUUCGCAAAGCAAUACUUUUCACUUUAAACGUUAGUUAAGACUAUUUAUUAUACACGAAUAUAGUGAAUUUACAUCUAGAUUAGCUUUGUAGAUUCGAAAGAGAGAACACCAAUCAAAAUAAGGAUAGAUAUUAUGUAUAACGAAUUGUGAGAAUAGCUUUUUGAUAGAUUGGCAGUAUGUUAAAUAAAAACACACAGUACAAAUGUAAAGUCCGAACAAAAGACAAGUAUGAUAUAGCUUAAGAGCGGCGUCUUUCGAUGGUGCGAUUAUUUAAACAAAAAUUCACAUACAUUAAAAAUAAUAUUUUACUAAAUUAGAAUUAAAUUAUUGAAUUAUACAACCACAAAAAUCGAUCGAUAAACAAAAAUAUUAGUGUGUUUUUGUUAAGCAUACGGCUCUGUUAAGAAUUAGUUUCAAAAUUUAGUAUGGAUAAAUAUAACAGAGGUCACGAAGUAUAAACUGCAAACUGGAAUGGGUAAUUUUAAUGUAUGUAAUUAGGGACCUUACAUUUAAUUUUCCAAUAGUAAGGCGAUCGCUAGUUUUAACUAUAAGUAUAAUAAAUUCCUGUACAACCAAAGAGUUAUGAAAAUAUUUCGUAGUUCAACUAAUUAUACAAAUACCUCUUUAAUACAAACACAGCAUGAAUAUUGAGUAACGUAAUUGAGUGAGAAUAUUCUUGCAGUUUGUGCCGAGACUUAAAAUGAAAUGUCCUAUUUAAAAAAAUAACGAAAUACAUCCAAUAUUCUAGAUUUGAAUUCUUAUAUACACGAUUUAAUUUAUCCAUACUUAAAGGAGUCUACGAGAAAAAAUUCUUAUAUACCUACACAUAAUACAAUUUUAAUUAUAGAUUAAGGUAAUACGAAAGCAAUAAAGUGACAACGAUAGCUAAUAAUCGAAAUUUUACAACGAAUGGUUUGUUUAGGUUUUUAAUGAAUGAAACAAAAUAAAACUAAGGGACUCAAUCCCCUUAUUCAUAUAAAAUUAAAUUAAAACUAAACGGGUGUCCUCUUUGUUACAUUCACGACGCUGUCUAACAGAGUUGAAUGUUGUUGACAGGAGACAAGAUGGUAUAAGAUAUGUUUGCUUUUUAUGAAUAAGGAGGUGAAAGUUUAGUUUUCUGUACAUUUAUUCAUUAAUUUUGUUUUUACUUUAUCGUUUUAAUAAAACUGUAUUAAACUUAGCAACUUUAGAUUUAGAGUAUUUAAUUACCAUUUUUACCACUAGUUUUAGAACGUGUCACGUGAAAUGAGUAGAGCGUGAGAGUAGUAGAUCUAGAUUCAAAAUAUUAAUAAUCGUAAAGCAAAGGGGCAAUAGAUGCAUUUUAAUUGCCUCAAUUUUUACAAAAAAUAACACCAAUAAGACCUCGAAUUCGCUCACAUAAUAAUUCGACUAGUGUGAAAGUUCUACAAAUAUAAGGUUGUGUAAAGAAAAAACAGUCAAAUCAGCCAAGAGUCUGAACGAAAAUACUGACGUAUUUAUGUAUUUACCCUACUAAUUAUUUUAAGUAAACUUCCAAUUGUUGCUGGCAACCUUGAAACUCUUCCUGCAGUUAUUGUCCUAGAUAUUAGCCAAAUCAAUUAUAAUCGUAUAGACGUAGGAUGUCAAUUUUUUGAAUUCAAUUAAUCCUUCCUAAUAAGCAAUUACCAAAAGUACCUACAGAUUAGUAAUAACAUUGCAUGUAUUUACUUAAGUACAUUAAAAUACAUAUAGCUUGUUGUAUAAGGUAAAAUGUGAAAUAUUAGACGAAUAAAAAGUCCUUGUAUUAUAACAUAAGAAUAAGCAAACUAAUUAUUGUAACUCAAACACUACAUUUUGGAUCUUAUAAUAAAACAAAAUAUUUGGAUUUUUUAAUGUAAUAAUUAUAUUUGUUGUAUGUCAAUGUGUUCCUUUGUUUAGCGUCAGUAACGAAUGCCCAACCGUGCAGCUUUCCGAAGCAAAGAUAUAUCGGUUUCAAAAUUCAAAUUCCUAUUAAACUACGGGCAUAGGACUUUUGAAGAUGUCUUGCAGGAAAAUAAUUGUAUAAGUCGCACUCAGAGUCGUGUAUAACUAACGUCCUAUUAAAGGAUACAUUAAAGUGAAAAAUCUUUUUUUACCUUUACAUUGAAUCAUAGAACUAAAUAAAAUCUUUAAAGUUCGACGACUCUCAGUAGCGCUAAUGUUUAAAUUUUGUGAACUAGGUAAUUACGUUUACACAAUGUGUAGUCAUUAUUCCAUACUAUCUAGGGUCCACUACGUUUUAGUUAGUUAACGUAGGUACCGUUUAAUAGUAUUUUAAUAAUUUUAUCACGUAUUUGUUAAGUUGGCAGGGCUUUUCGAUUUGGAUUAUUAACGGAUAAAUUUCAGUUUUGCACAAAUGGUUUUACGCAAUUUUGUGAUAUCUAAAUUGAUUUAGCUUCACUGCGUAAACACAUAGGCAUGCAUAAAGUACAAAAUAGAAUUAUCAUUACAUAAUUGUUUGUAUCAUGGCUGUUGUUAGGAACAUGUGUUGAAGCACGCUUUUGUUAGUUUUACAUUUAUAGUAGUAUAUUUUUUUUAAUGUUUUAGUUCUUUAAAUACACUGUACUUCAA